Molecule: messenger RNA, 438 nt
Organism: Pyricularia grisea
Lineage: Eukaryota; Fungi; Ascomycota; Sordariomycetes; Magnaporthales; Pyriculariaceae
Exons: 2
Coding region: 1-438 (145 amino acids)
Source: RefSeq, a predicted model, not a curated record
AUGAAGCCAUCGACGUCGUGCGAGAGCUCAAAGUUUCACGCUCUAUAUAUCAUCCAGGACAGUCAAGUCAAUUCCAAGUGGCUUGAAGAAUCGACCCGGAUGCACCAUAUAUAUGGCGGCAGUUAUCUAAACAUUGCUGCCAGCAGCGCCAAAGGCGCGAAUGAAGGGGUUUUCAAGAAGGAUGACAGGGAAGAGACACAUAUAUUCUAUCGCGCCACGGCAGUCCUCGCCGCCACCGUUCGAACCCACCUAGACACAAGGGCCCGGGCCUUUCAAGAAAGGUUAUUGGCGCCCAGAACGGUGCACUCUGGAGACUGCGGUAUCUUCUUCGAAUGCGGAGCUUCUUUGAAGUUGCAGGAUGUACCAGUCGGCGCUCCACUUUAUAAAGAAGAUGAUGUUAUCACUUGUACCGGAAGUCGUGCCAUGGGAGUGGUGUGA